Molecule: messenger RNA, 3063 nt
Organism: Hemiscyllium ocellatum (epaulette shark)
Lineage: Eukaryota; Metazoa; Chordata; Chondrichthyes; Orectolobiformes; Hemiscylliidae
Product: zinc finger protein 850-like
Exons: 7
Coding region: 606-2855 (749 amino acids)
Biological process (GO): negative regulation of transcription by RNA polymerase II
Molecular function (GO): DNA-binding transcription repressor activity, RNA polymerase II-specific
Source: RefSeq, a predicted model, not a curated record
UCGACACUCCAGCCCCGCCUCCUCCAUCUCGUCCGUUGCCCAGGCGCCGUCAAUCACCCGCGCGCGCGCGCCAGAGCAUGCGCAGUAUCGGUACUGCUGUUCGCGGAGGGGUCAGACGGAGCCGCCGAGACGUUUCCCUCGGGUGAGAUUUUUUAUCGGCGUUACGGGGAAGCCGAUGGUGGUGGGCGGUUUCAGGAAACGCACCGGGAAGUGCUCAGCGAAAACCACCGCCAGACUGUUGGCUACCGGCGGCAUAUGGGGAUUAGAAGAGGACAGCGUACAUCUGGACAUUCAGAUCAAACGUCAAGUCAAGAUCUGACGCAGUCACUCCAUUCAUCUGCAGCUGAACAUCACUGGUCUCCAAAUGUGGAAGGAGUUCUGCUUGAGGGGAAUGGUUUCAAUCAUCUCUGAUUGGAAUAUUACAGGAAUCCAGCCAACCCAACGUCUCAUCAAAGUCUAACAAUCAUUCAUCAGGACCUAGAUAUUAUCGACCUUUGAGAGUUGAGAGAAGGGGACGUUUUGUUUUUGCACACGGGGAAACUGCAACCAAACAUUGCAGCAGGAUCUGACAAAUUGUCGUGUCCUGAGUAUCGUAGGAUUUGAGCAUGGAAGGAAAGAGUACCGUUCACAGCGAAGAGGAACCGUAUACGUGUUCUGUGUGCGGGCAAGGGUUUAGCCAAUCGUCUGACCUGUCGGAACACAACUGCAAUCAUGAGAAGGACAAAAGCUGGACAUGUGGGGACUGUGGGAAGGGAUUCAAUUACCCAUCUCAGCUGGAAGCUCACCGCCGUUGUCACACAGGAGAGAAACCAUUCACCUGCUCCAAAUGUGAGAAGGGUUUCACUGCCUUAUCUACCCUGGUGAUACACCAGCGUGUUCACACCGGGGAGAAACCUUUUAAAUGCCUCGUCUGUGGGAAGUGCUACAAGCGUUCUGGCGAAUUGAUGGCUCACCAACGUGAUCACACCGAUGAGAGACCUUUUAAAUGUACACACUGCGAGAAAUGUUAUAAAACGUCUGGCGAACUGAUGUCCCACCAACGCGUCCACACUGAUGAGAAACCGUUCAGGUGCUCUCACUGCGGGACUGGGUUCAAGAGAUCGUAUGAGCUCACUGUUCACCAGCGGGUUCACACCGGGGAGAGGCCAUUCAUCUGCUCAAAGUGUGAAAAGAGAUUCACUUGCUCAUCCAACUUGCUGAAACACCAGCGACUUCACACAGGGGAGCGGCCGUUCAUCUGCCCUGACUGUGGGAAGGGGUUCACUCAGUUAUCCAGCCUGCAGGUGCACCAGCGAAUUCAUACUGGAGAGAGGCCAUUCACUUGUUCAGAGUGUGGGAAGGGAUUUAUCCAGUCAUCGAAACUAUUGACACAUCAGCGAUUUCACUCUGGGGAAAGGCCGUUCACCUGCUCUGAGUGUGGGAAAGGAUUCACAACCUCAUCCCACUUGCUGACACACCAGCGAGUUCACAAAGCCUGGCGCAAGCGCACUGGUGGCAAUGAAUGGCGCAUGCGUAUUCCAAGCACCAGCGGGAACCUCUGGCAGGAUCAGGGAGGAGCGCAGGAGACAGCAGACCCCGCCCCCGUGUUUGCAGCCGCCAUCUUUGUGCGGGGCACGGGGCGUUGGAGCGCAUGCUCAGUCGCCAUCUUUAUAGGGGGCAAUCCGGUUGCAGUGCAUCUUGUCCACAGGGCACACUGCAGCGAUUGCGGAUUGAUGAUUUUGAACAUGGAAGCAAAAGGCACCAGUCAAGGUGGGGAGAAACUGUACACGUGUUCUAUGUGUGGACAAGGCUUCAGUCGGUCAUCUGACCUGCUCGGUCAUAAAUGCAGUCGGUACACAGAGAAACCGUGGAAGUGCGGGGACUGUGGGAAGGGAUUCAUUUCCCCGUCAAAGCUGGAGACUCAUCGGCGCAGUCACACCGGCGAGAGGCCGUUCACCUGCUCCGGGUGCGGGAAGGGAUUCACCACGUCGUCCCACCUGCAGAGGCACCAGCGGGUCCACGCUGGGGAGAGGCUGUUCGCCUGUAACAGGUGGGCGAGGGGAUUCACGCCUUCCUCCAGCUCGCUGGCGCAUCAGCCAGUUCCAACUGCGAAGAGGUCUACUCAGUGCCUGGACUGUGGGAAGUGCUACGCAGGUUCUGAGGGACUGGUGGCCCAUCAGCAGGUUCACUCUGAGGGGACACCAUUCCAGUGCUCCCACUGUGGGUCCGGGUUCGAGACAUUGCCUGAGCUCACCGUGCACCAGUGCACUCGCAGUAAGGAGAAGCCGUGGAAAUGUGGCGACUGUGGGAAGGGAUUCAGUUACCCCUCUGAGCUGGAAACCCACCACCGCACACACACCGGGGAGAAACCGUUCACGUGCUCUGACUGCGGGAGGGGAUUCACUCGGUCUUACCAGCUGAUGACCCAUCGGCGGGUUCACACUGGGGAGAGACCGUUCUCCUGCUCCGAGUGCGGGAAGGGAUUCACAAACUCGUCGGACCUGCUGAUACACCAGCGGGUCCACACCGGGGAGAGGGCCUUCACUUGCUCCGUGUGCGGGAAGGGAUUCACCACCUCGUCUACCCUGGUGACCCACCAGCGGGUUCACACCGGGGAGAGGCCCUUCACCUGCCCUUUAUGCGGGAAGGGCUUCACUCGGUCUUCCACCCUGGCGAUGCACCGGCGAGUUCACACUGGGGAGCGGCCGUUCACCUGCUUUGAUUGUGGGAAGGCGUUCACUCAGUUAUCCAGCCUGCUGAGACACCAACGUGAUCACAGUGGAGAGAGGCCGUACACCUGCUCACAGUGUGGGAAGGGAUUCACUCGGUCAUCGACCCUCUUGAAGCAUCAGCAAGUUCAUCAGGAACUACAGUGAUUGUGUUCUGUUGAUUGUCAUAUAAGGACUGAGCCAUGUUCAUUGGGGUCCAGAUUUUGGUACUGGAAAAGUACAGCAGAUCAGGCAGCAUCCGAGGAGCAGGAAAAUCGAUGUUUCGGGCAAAAGCCCUUUGCCAGGAACCAUGUUCAUUGGGAUCUGUUUUGCUCAUUUAAUAGAAUCCAGCACAUUCAGGUAAAUAUUCAGGAUG